This is a messenger RNA of Magnolia sinica, 1683 nucleotides long. RefSeq lists its product as uncharacterized. The coding region runs from base 520 to 1050 and encodes 176 amino acids. Gene Ontology annotation, molecular function: protein binding. The record is from RefSeq and is a predicted model, not a curated record. The transcript has 8 exons. Lineage: Eukaryota; Viridiplantae; Streptophyta; Magnoliopsida; Magnoliales; Magnoliaceae.
GACCAUUCGCACGCUGGGCCCCACCGUGGAUAAGGCAUGCCCAACCAUCGCCCAGAUUGCAUGUUCGCAGCUCUAGGAUUCUCCUGAGAGAUCGGCCCUUGUCUUCGAGAAGCUUACUUUACGAAUAAUAUCCCCUCGAUGGGAUAAUCCUAACCUUUCAAUUUCUUAGCUUGGAAAUACUGCAUCAGUCCGCAAAGAACUAAAACAGCCCCAAAUGGGUGGCUAGGAUCCUCCAAUCUCCGUGAUUUUAGGGUCCUAUUUCAACAACCCAAGCCACUGGCAGUUUGCAGGCAUUGGAGAGAAGAAGAAAGGAUUUAAGUUCAUGUUAACCUCUAGAGUGCACAAACAUAAGCUCAAUCAAGAAAGCUUGAGGUGAGCUGGGCUUCAACCUGAGACCUCAUCAUUGAUCCAAAUGCUGUGUACCAUUUCAUCUAUGGGCUCGGACCAAAGGAAUCCCAUUCUUACCGGAUCCUUGCUAUAGGCUCGGCAUGUAAUAUUUGCAUUUCCAUAUCCAUUGUCAUGUUUACUAACGACCGGAGGCAAGUAGAGCGGACAGGGAAAUAUGGCACUCCCAGGGUGCAAUACCUUCAGGAGUUGGUGACUGAGUUUCAAAAUACUACUGAUGAAGAGUCGAAGGAGAGAAUUGUUGCUCAUUUGGCUAACUUUGCAUAUGACCCGUACAAUUAUACCUUUCUGCGCCAGCUCAAUGUCUUGGAACUGUUCCUAGACUGCAUGACAGAGCCAAAUGAGAAACUUGUGGAAUUUGGUGCUGGUGGGAUUUGUAACUCUUGCGUUGACUCAGCAAAUGCUUCAAUUAUCAUUCAAUGUGGCGGGAUUCCUUUGAUGAUACAGUGCUUAUCAAGCCCAGUCAGAAACACUGUGAAUUCUGCUCUUGGAGCUCUUUACUAUCUGUGCAAUCCGGCCACCAAAGAAGAGAUCUUGAAACCAGAAGUUGUUGAGCUUAUCAGAAAGUAUGCUGCAGCUGAAGCUGUUAGUGUUAGUUUCAGCAAUCUGGCCAAGGCAUUCUUGGACAAGCAUGUCUGCAGAUGAAUGAGUACGAAAGCCUAUAAGAGGGUCCUUGAAAUGACUUCCAUCUUGGCCAAUUGAGUUGUGGAAGGCCAUGGACCAUGGGUCAUAGAUCAAGUCCCAAAGGCAUUUUAGGUCCACUAUUGGACAGCUCAUGGUGCAUGCUCCUAAUCCAGCCAGAUGUGUUUAUUAGCCUUUGGAGGGAAUGGCUCAUGUCGUUAGAGGCAUCACUGCCAUAGAUUACUUGGUAAAGCCCUUGUUCAUAUUUAACAUUUGUAUCAUUGAUCACCCCUCGUCAGCUUUCGCGGUGUCCAGAUGCAAUUAGACCCUGGGAGAAAUUGUGGUCCAUUCAAGAUGCUAGAUAUAUUUAUGGUAGCCUAGGCAAAGGUCUAUCAAACGACCUGUAUAUGUUUUACCUGCACAGCACAGUCAAUGAGGUGAGCAGGCACAAGCAAUGGAUGGCCUUAGCAUGUGGGGUCCAUGUGGUGAGUAGCAGGUGCACAUGUAUUCAAGCAUGCUUAUGCCUCGUCCAUGUACAGCCCAUGGAUCGACCGUUCAUCAUGACCAGCAUGACAAAUAUCACUAUAUUUGUGAAAAACUAACGACAAUAUUAUCGUGAUAGUACUGCAAGAUUUUCAAAAUAUCGUCCCUUUUCCA